Messenger RNA from Periophthalmus magnuspinnatus, 798 nucleotides. Its product is annotated as elongation of very long chain fatty acids protein 4-like. Gene Ontology annotation, cellular component: endoplasmic reticulum membrane. The record is from RefSeq and is a predicted model, not a curated record. Bases 1 to 798 code for a protein of 265 amino acids. The transcript is spliced from 7 exons. Gene Ontology annotation, molecular function: fatty acid elongase activity. NCBI's taxonomy places the organism in Eukaryota, Metazoa, Chordata, Actinopteri, Gobiiformes, Gobiidae. Gene Ontology annotation, biological process: sphingolipid biosynthetic process; fatty acid elongation, polyunsaturated fatty acid; very long-chain fatty acid biosynthetic process.
AUGGCUUCCGUGUAUCUACGUUUACGUUCGUUUUACAAUGAAAUGCUGGAGAAUGGAGAUAAAAGGACAGAGGUGUGGCCCUUGGUGUGCUCUCCUGUCCCGGUGACUCUCAUCCUCUUGGUGUAUCUCUGUGUGGUGCAGCUGGGUCCACGCCUCAUGAGACACUGCACUCCCUUUGACCUCAGGCCUCUUCUCAUUGUGUACAACUUCAGCAUGGUGGGCCUGUGUGCUUACAUGUGCUAUGAGUUUUUGGUCACAUCGUGGCUGUCAGAUUACAGUCUGAUCUGUCAGCCUGUUGAUUACAGCAGAAAUCCACUCGCAAUGAGGAUGGCCGGUGUGUGCUGGUGGUACUUUGUCUCCAAAAUCAUUGAGCUCAGUGACACGGUCUUCAUCAUACUCAGGAAGAAAAACAGUCACCUCACAUUCCUUCAUGUGUACCAUCACUCCUCCAUGAUCUACUGGUGGGCUCUGAUCAAGUAUCUGCCGGGAGGACAAACGUUCUUCAAUGCUCUACUCAACACACUGGUGCACACAGUGAUGUACUUGUACUACGGCCUGGCGGCGAUUGGCCCACAUAUGCAGAAGCAUCUAUGGUGGAAAAGAUACUUGACCAACUUACAACUGGCCCAGUUUGUGAUGUACCUUGUGCAUACAACGUGCAACCUGACUGCAGAGUGUGACUAUCCAAACAGUGUUAACAUUGCAGGGAUGGUGUACGUCAUCACUCUUGUUAUCCUCUUCAGUAACUUCUAUUACCAGAACUACCUGAGCAAGAAGAUGUCCAAACAUUCGGUGUAA